Molecule: messenger RNA, 2742 nt
Organism: Arachis stenosperma
Lineage: Eukaryota; Viridiplantae; Streptophyta; Magnoliopsida; Fabales; Fabaceae
Exons: 2
Coding region: 1-2742 (913 amino acids)
Molecular function (GO): zinc ion binding; nucleic acid binding
Source: RefSeq, a predicted model, not a curated record
AUGGCUACUCGCAGGCGAGGUCGAAUGCGUACACGGGGAAGUAGGAAUGAGCAACCAGCUGAUAAUCACGCCGAAUUCAUGGCGGCGAUGGCGAAUCUCGCUAACACCAUGGAAGCUAAUGCUGUUGCGACUCUGCAAGCAGUGCAGAGAUUGGGCCAACCGACUGGGAAUGGCAACGAAAAUGGGAAUGGCGAAGGAAAUACCAAUGAUAAUGCUGAGGGUAACGGCGAUAACACAGGAGGAAUUCCGAUGACCUUGGCGACGUUCCUCAAGGUUCAUCCUCCAACUUUCCGAGGAUCCACAGAUCCUAUUGAAGCGGACCACUGGUUCCAGGCUAUAGAGCAUGCUUUACAGGCGCAUCAUGUUCCUCUCAAUCAAUAUGUAGAGUUUGCCACUUAUCAGCUAGCAGGAGAGGCCCAGCCCUGGUGGCAAGCUCAGUGUCGUUUGCUACAGCUUCAGAACACCGACAUUCCAUGGGAGGUGUUCCAAACGGCUUUCUACAAGAAAUACUUUCCUGAGUCUGCAAGGGAAGCAAAGGAGAUGGAGCUAAUGCAGCUGAAGCAAGGUUCCAUGUCUGUGGCAGAGUACACCAACAAGUUCGAAGAGCUUUGUAGGUUUUCUCGGGUAUGUCAGGGUGACCCGGAGACUUUCGAGAGCUGGAGGUGCAUUAAGUACCAAAGGGACUUGAAGGACAACAUUAUGACUGCUGUGGCUCCUAUGGAGAUCCGUAUCUUCUCCGACUUGGUGAACAAAGCAAGGGUAGUGGAGGAGUAUGCCAAAACAGUGGCGGCAUCUAAGGACACUCAUGGAGGGAGCUCUAGUCGUAGGCGUGGCAAGUAUUUUCAUCCUAGAGGACAAAGCUUCAAAAGAGGGGGAUAUACUCCUCAAGGCCAAUGGGGCUUCAGAAAGAAUAAUCAGAAUCAGUUUCAGUAUGCUAAAGGAAGAGGAAAUCAGAGUGGUUGCUUCAAGUGUGGGUUACCUGGCCACAUUGCGAGGGAUUGCCCUCGUGGGAGGAAUCAGAAUGCGGGCCAGAGUCAGCAUCAAGGUCGAGUCUUUGCUGUUAAUGCCAAGGAUGCUUCCAAGGCGGAUCCUUUGAUGAAAGGUAUAUGUCUAAUUGGUGAUAAAUCCUCAGUUGCAUUAUAUGAUACUGGAGCUUCGCAUUCGUUUAUUUCAUUUGCUAAAGUUGAGGAAUUAGGCUUGAAAGUAUCAGAGUUACCUUUUGAUCUACAUGUACAUACUCCGCAUCAAACAGUUAUGACUAGGUCAGGUUGUAGACAAGUAGGUUUCAAGCUUGAGGGCAGAGACUUUGUACACGAUUUGAUCUGUUUACCAAUGGUGGGGCUGGAGAUGAUUUUGGGAUUUGAUUGGUUGUCGAAGAACUGGGUUUUGUUGGAUUGCUUUGAACGGACAAUUCGGUUUAUACCGGAAGGAGAAAAUGGAGUAGUGGUAGCUACGGGGUAUUACCUAAACUCUGUAAUGGUGCACUAUAGUGGGGAGGAGUGUCAGGGUUAUAUUCUGUUGGCUGCUAAUGCGUUGGGCAAUGCCCACAACUUAGAUCAAAUUCCGGUGGUUAGUGAUUUUCCAGAAGUGUUCCCAGAAGAUAUCCCUGAGUUCCCACCUCAAAGGGAAAUUGAGUUUGCGAUUGAAUUGGUGCCGGGAGCUGGACCAGUAUCGAUUACACCGUAUAGAAUGGCUCCUAUAGAGCUGGCAGAGCUAAAGACUCAGUUGGAAGAGCUUCUGAAUAAGAGGUUCAUUCGACCAAGUGUAUCACCGUGGGGAGCGCCAGUUUUAUUGGUGAAGAAGAAAGAUGGAGGGAUGCGUUUGUGUGUGGAUUACCGACAGUUAAAUAAAGUGACAGUGAAGAACAAGUACCCGUUGCCAAGGAUAGAUGACUUGAUGGAUCAAUUGCAAGGAGCUGGAGUGUUUUCCAAGAUUGAUUUAAGAUCCGGUUACCACCAGAUAAGAGUGAAGGAAGAUGAUAUCCCUAAGACUGCCUUUAGAACACGCUAUGGACACUACGAGUUUGCGGUAAUGUCUUUUGGGUUAACGAAUGCACCUGCUGUUUUCAUGGAUUACAUGAACAGAGUGUUUCGUCCCUUUUUGGACAAAUUCGUGGUGGUUUUCAUAGAUGACAUCUUAGUUUACUCUAAGACGGUAAAGGAGCAUGAAGAACACUUGAGGAUUGUAUUGCAAAUCUUAAAGGAGCGAAAGUUGUACGCUAAGUUGUCAAAGUGCGAGUUCUGGAAGGAGGAAGUAAAGUUCUUAGGCCACGUGGUGAGUAAAGGAGGAAUAGCUGUAGAUCCUUCUAAAGUAGAAGCGGUGAUGGAAUGGGAAAGACCGACGACUGUGACGGAAGUCAGAAGCUUUUUGGGUUUAGCCGGAUAUUACCGGAGAUUUAUCGAAGGAUUUUCCCGGAUUGCGCUACCAAUGACAAAGUUGACAAGGAAAGAAGUGCCGUUCGAGUGGACAUCGGAGUGCGAAGAAAGUUUUCAAACGUUAAAGCAGAGAUUAACUUCAGCACCUGUUCUAAUCCUACCGGAACCGCGUGAACCGUUUGAGGUAUAUUGUGAUGCUUCUUUGAAGGGUUUGGGUUGCGUGUUGAUGCAACACUGGAAUGUGGUGGCUUACGCAUCGCGUCAGCUAAGACCGCAUGAGGUGAAUUACCCCACUCAUGACUUGGAAUUAGCGGAGAUUGUGUUUGCAUUGAAGAUUUGGAGACACCACUGGUGGAUGAAAUUGUGA